Messenger RNA from Lonchura striata (white-rumped munia), 906 nucleotides. RefSeq names its product troponin C2, fast skeletal type (gene TNNC2). The record is from RefSeq and is a predicted model, not a curated record. Gene Ontology annotation, cellular component: myosin II complex. Gene Ontology annotation, molecular function: calcium ion binding. NCBI's taxonomy places the organism in Eukaryota, Metazoa, Chordata, Aves, Passeriformes, Estrildidae.
UAAAGGCACCAGUUGCCAGUGAGAGGGGCUGGAUGCUGCCAGAGCGCUGAUAGGCUGAGGGGGCCAGGGGGCUGUAGCUGGAGGAACAUCCCACAGAGGAGACACUACAAAUUGGGGUGCCAGGGGCACCACGAAGCUUCUGGGAGUUCCUGCUGCAGGAGCUGGUGAUUCUCUGGGGUUGGGAAGCCCAAUAAAUUCCCAAGAUGACGGACCAGCAGGCAGAAGCCCGUGCCUUCCUCAGUGAGGAGAUGAUUGCGGAGUUCAAAGCCGCCUUUGACAUGUUUGAUGCUGAUGGUGGUGGAGACAUCAGCACCAAGGAGCUGGGCACGGUGAUGAGAAUGCUGGGCCAGAACCCCACCAAAGAGGAGUUGGAUGCCAUCAUCGAGGAGGUGGAUGAGGAUGGCAGCGGCACCAUCGACUUUGAGGAGUUCUUGGUCAUGAUGGUGCGCCAGAUGAAAGAGGAUGCCAAAGGCAAGUCUGAGGAGGAGUUGGCCAACUGCUUCCGCAUCUUUGACCGGAAUGCAGAUGGGUUCAUUGACAUUGAGGAGCUGGGCGAGAUCCUGAGAGCCACCGGGGAGCCUGUCACUGAUGAGGACAUAGAGGACAUGAUGAAGGACUCAGACAAGAACAAUGACGGCCGCAUCGACUUUGAUGAGUUCCUGAAGAUGAUGGAAGGUGUGCAGUAAGGGACCAGACAUUCCUCAGGCCAGCUGCUGCACCCAGCCCUGCUCCUCUGCUGUCCAGGGAGCAGCAGCUCCACAGCAUCUGGCCCUCAGCACUGGCUGGGACCUUGCUCCAUGUCAGGGUCCUGGUCUCAUCUCACCACCGGCGGCUGAGCUUUUCCUCCCAUCUGUCACCUGUGGCUUUGAUUCGAGCCUCAAUUAAAGAGGAAAGGCUUGAGCUGCU